This is a messenger RNA of Coffea eugenioides, 672 nucleotides long. RefSeq lists its product as uncharacterized. NCBI's taxonomy places the organism in Eukaryota, Viridiplantae, Streptophyta, Magnoliopsida, Gentianales, Rubiaceae. The record is from RefSeq and is a predicted model, not a curated record. Bases 1 to 672 code for a protein of 223 amino acids. Gene Ontology annotation, molecular function: nucleic acid binding. Gene Ontology annotation, biological process: DNA integration. The transcript has a single exon.
AUGGGCGUGACUGGAAUCAUUGAUCUCCCUGCCUCGAACGGGCACCGGUUCAUUCUCGUAGCAAUCGAAUAUUUCACCAAAUGGGUCGAAACAGCAUCCUACAAGAAUGUGACCAAAAAAGUAGUAACCGAUUUUCUAAGAAACCACAUCAUUUGUCGUUUUGACGUGCCAGAGACAUUAAUCACUCAUAAUGCCAAAAACCUCAAUAAUGACAUGGUAGAUGGAUUAUGCAACCAGUUCAAGAUUAAACAUCGAAAUUCUGCUACCUACAGAUCUCAAAUGAAUGUAGCUGUGGAGGCCGCAUACAAAAAUUUGAAGAAAAUCAUUCGCAAGAUGACGGAAAAGCAUCGCGAUUGGCAUAAAAAGUUGUCAUACGCAUUAAUGGCUUAUCGGACCGCAAUCAGAACUUCUAUUGAGGCAAUGCCUUAUUCUCUUAUGUAUGGGAUGGAAGUAGUGCUACCUGCAGAGAUUGAGAUCCCCUCCUUGCGCAUUUUAAUGGAAGCUCAACUGGAGGAAGCUGAAUGGAUCAAACAGAGACACGAACAAUUGUCUUUAAUUGAUGAAAGGCGCUUAAAUGCUAUUUGCCAUGGACAAUGCUAUCAAAGGAGAAUGGCCCAUGCUUAUAAUAAGAAAGUUCGACCUCGAUUGUUCAAAGAGGAGAUACAGUUUUGA